Apis laboriosa (Himalayan honeybee) is the source of this 4468-nucleotide messenger RNA. It is a transcript of the gene Ca-beta, whose product is annotated as voltage-dependent L-type calcium channel subunit beta-2. The record is from RefSeq and is a predicted model, not a curated record. Gene Ontology annotation, molecular function: high voltage-gated calcium channel activity; protein binding. The coding region runs from base 1321 to 2784 and encodes 487 amino acids. Gene Ontology annotation, biological process: calcium ion transmembrane transport; chemical synaptic transmission; neuromuscular junction development. Lineage: Eukaryota; Metazoa; Arthropoda; Insecta; Hymenoptera; Apidae. The transcript has 10 exons. Gene Ontology annotation, cellular component: voltage-gated calcium channel complex.
UAGCACACGCUCGAGCGAACCGGCCUCGUCUCGUACCCAGUUUCCACCGAUCAGCGUCCAUUCGUCGCUGUUGAUCGAGGCAUCGAGAUGAAAACAGAAACGAGAAUUUCCAACACGCUCGCGAAUCGACCAACGUGAAUUCGUUCGAAAAGAAGAAGAAGAAGAAGAAGAAGAAGAAGAAGAAGAAGAAAGGAAAAAGAAAUCACGUUUCUCUUCGCCUGUUCCUUCGCGUUUUUCUUCAUCUCCGGUGCACACACGUGACUACGUGGCUACUUCUUCGUGAAGGGGACGCAGUGUGUAGUCGUAAAGUGUCGAGGGGAGUCGAUUCUCUACGAAAAUUCUCUGCGAAAGUUCGAUGGUUCGGUCGGGAAAGUAGUCUAGAGUAGAUAGAAACGGAUGAAUGAGCGUGGGAUGCAUUGAGCUCGUAGUGGUAGGUCCUCUUCCGUUUGUUUGGAUCGUAGCGAGUGGACGCAUAAUAUAUUGCACACGACUCGAGAAUAGCUUAUGUGUCAAUCGUGCAUGACAAUUGUAUCGUAUCGAUCGAUUAACGAGACAAGGAGGUUAAUUAAGGAGCUUAAGUAAUUGUAUAGACCUUUGUCUAAUUUCAAUCGUAAGCUCUAUAUAUAUAAUUCUAUCCCAUCUAAUAAUAAGAUAAUUAACACCAAAGGUAAAGAGGGAAAAAUCUGUCGUAACAAAGAUUGAACAUGUUCUUCUAUCUCCUUCCUUGUCCAAAUUCUUCUUCUUUCUUUCGAAUGUAAAAUCUCGGGUUCAAAAGUCAAGGUUAAGGCCAAAGAUUUAUGCGUUCGAUAUACCCGAAACACGUCACGAGCCAUCGCGUUCACCUUUCGGCAUGAGUCCAAAGAUCGGACGUUUCGCGAGCAAGCCUGUUAAUCGUUCCUAUCGCUACAAUUAUUUCUCGUUUCCGUACAGUUGACUACUUAAAAAAAAAAAGAAAAAAGAAAAAAGAAAAAAGAAAAAAGAAAGAAAAAUCGGCGAGAUCUUGCCGAGAACGAUCCUCGAUGCAUCCUCCGCGAUCAAAGCCAAAAACGGAGUCGUGAUCCCGUGCGACAGUGUGCGAAGUGAAUAAAGCGACUGACACUCGGCCAGUGAUAAAUGCGGUUUAGAACCAGGACCAGACGCGCCUCGUGCCGGAAGUCGAUGGACUCGCGAAGCUGACGAAAGCUGAUCCACGUAGGCGAUCGUGUAAACGGUGCUCGUUCACCCGAUUGUUCACCCUUCUCUGUUUAUCCGAGCGAAGUGCAAGGUACACGCGAGUUCUCCGCUCUUUCACGGCCUUGCCGCUAUACACGGGGCAAGAAAAUGGCGCAUUUUCGACGACCAGCCAGGCGGGAGCACUACAAACCCUUUGGAAGGAGGAAGGGCUCGGCAGACUCGAACUACUCACAGCCGAGCUCGGAUCUCUCGCUGGACGAGGAGAAAGAGAGCUUGCGUCGUGAGAAGGAGAGGCAGGCCCUCAAUCAACUUGAAAAAGCCAGGACGAAACCGGUAGCGUUUGCAGUGCGGACCAAUGUGAGCUAUGACGGAUCCGUCGACGAUGAUUCGCCGGUCCAUGGCUCGGCUGUCAGCUUCGAGGUUCGCGACUUCCUGCACAUCAAGGAGAAGUACGACAACAACUGGUGGAUAGGCAGGCUGGUGAAAGAGAACUCGGACGUCGGUUUCAUCCCAUCCCCGGUGAAGUUGGAGGCCCUGAGGCAGCAGGCGAGCGCUGCACGUGGUACAAAGGGUCUCUACUCGGCGCGUGGAGGGUCUUCAGGGAACCUUGGCGAGAGUGGUAUGCCCUCACGUGGUUCCACACCACCUACACCAGGUGACGACAGCGACAGCGUGCGGGGCGGUAAGGCAACGUUGACCACACCACCGGCCAAGGAGAAAAGGAAGAACUUCUUCAAGAAGCCGUCCUACGAAACGACCACACCUUACGACGUUGUACCAUCCAUGAGGCCUGUCGUGCUGGUCGGUCCAUCGUUGAAGGGUUAUCAGGUCACGGAUAUGAUGCAGAAGGCGUUGUUCGAUUACUUGAAGCACAGGUUCCGAGGCAGAAUAAUUAUCACUAGGGUAAUGGCGGACAUUUCAUUGGCAAAGAGAUCGUUACUCAACAAUCCAACGAAACGAGCGAUCAUGGAACGAUCCACGAGCAGGAGCAGCUGUUUGGCCGAGGUUCAGGCCGAGAUCGAGAGGAUUUUCGAGCUCGCCAGAACCCUUCAGUUGGUAGUGUUGGACUGCGACACGAUCAAUCACCCGUCUCAAUUGGCGAAGACCAGUCUGGCGCCGACGAUCGUCUACCUGAAGAUCUCCUCGCCCAAAGUGCUCCAGAGGUUGAUCAAGUCGCGGGGGAAGUCGCAGAUCAGACACCUGAACGUGCAGAUGGUGGCCGCCGAGAAGCUGGCCCAGUGCCCGCCCGAGAUGUUCGACGUGAUCCUGGACGAGAAUCAGUUGGAGGAGGCUUGCGAGCACGUGGCAGAGUACCUGGAAGCAUAUUGGAGGGCCACGCAUCCCCAAGUGAUCCCGGCCGUCCCACGUCCUAUUCCUGCACCGGAUGCACCGGUCGACGUGCUCACACCCCGCGUCACAUCAGGACACAGCGGUGGACACGUGAGCGAGGGGAGCCGGAAGUCGAGGCUGGAGAGGAUGGAUCGUGAUCGGGGCGAUCGUGGUGAACACGACUACGGCAACGAGGAGGAAUCGUACGUCAGUGGCGUCGAUUACGGGAGCGCAUCUAGGCGUCGCCAGCAGCAAGACCCGCGCGCAUUGAACGCCAUUUAGGAGCUGGGGCCCCGGGGCCUGUCGCUACAGCGCUGUCCCCACCUGCGCACCACUGCUCUUUAGUGGGGUACGCCACCUGGUACGCUACUGAACGUACGAAAAACGUGCUUUUUACGCUACCGUAGCGAAGAAAACGAGCAAAAAAAAAAAAAAAAAGAAAAAAAAGAAAAAUAAUAACAAUAAUAAUAAUAAUAUUUGCCGCUCUGGUCUGUUAGUGGGGUUUCUUUCCUGUCUGCUACCCGUUCAGAUGGUUCAUUUCGUUCGAAUCGCUAUUUACAAUGGUAGUUAGUUAAACCCUUCCUUGUUGUUCGUAAUUUAAAUCCCACGAUUUGAUCAUAGAUAUUAUAUCGCCCUUUCGUUCACGAUUUGUAUUCAGCGUGCGUUUGUUGCACGUAUGUACUUUAUUACGCAGAAUAUUUCUUCUUUAAUAAUCAAUUUUGUUAUUUACGUUCUUUACGUUUCUCUCGGAUAAUAUCGGAUCUCGAGAGUAGUUCUUAUUAUGUACGUACAAUAGAUAGAUACACCGCAUCGUUGAACGCCAUUCGUUAACCGAGAUUAAGCGUGUACGCUACCGUAGAGAUAUCGUAUCUUAUUUUUACUUUCUUAUCGUAUCGUAGUGGAGAAAGUUGGUAGAAGAAGUUUCGUUCAAGUUUCCAUUGUUCUUGCUUUCGUUCCUAUUUUGUUGGAUUGUUGAGACAAUUAGCGAUACGCGUGCACGCUUGCCCCACUUGUUUUCCACCAGAUCUAUCUUUUUUUCCACUGUUGCGAUUUGUCGAUUUAUACGCGGAGCUUUCUCUGAAACCGAUAAUUAACGUGAAUUAGCGUGAUUUCUUUUUUUUUCUUUUUUUUUUUUUCCAAUGAUAUGCAAGAUAUAUGGCGUAUCAAAUCGUAACAAAGUAACGUGUCUAUAGUGGCAGACACACGCACACACACAAACAUGUAUACACACACAUAUGUAGAUUCUAUUUUCUUAAUGGUUUAAUCUCGAUUAAAAGAAAAGAAACCUUGAUUGAUUUCGUAAUUAUAUCGUUUCUAUAUUAUAUUAUAUACUCGUAGACACAUCGUAGACACAUCCUGUUCUAGAAAGAGAUCGAGUAAAAUGGCUUUAUUCCGUUCCCCCUCGUUUUACAGAAUUUUCUUUAGAUCAGUUUAUGCAGAGUUUUGUGAGUUGAGUUGUUGUGUGAAAGAGAGAGAAAGAGAGAGAGAGAGAGAGAGAGAAUGGUGAUGGUGGAUGGUGGCCAACGAAAACUUUCACGAGAAAAUUUUUUCCAACAGGAAUUCCGUAAAACGAUGGGCGGGUUGAUAAUCGAAUGUCCUUGUCGAUGAAGGUACGCACAGGAUAAAUCCCCCAUUCGCGGAGCCAGCUCAACGAGAUGAGUAUGUACACAGAGAACAAACCAAAGAAAAUUAUAUACAGAAUCAGAGAGAGAGAGUGAUAAGAGAGGUAUUAAGAUUAUAUUACAUACGAGUGUGAGGGAAAAAAAAAAAAAAGAAUGAGAGGAAAAAAGAGCCCUGGGGCCUUAAUUUUUUGCGCUGACUCCUCCUGGGCCCCUAUACCCACCCCCACGAGAAUCACAAGAUUUUUUAAGAUCGAUGAUUUAUAAGAGAAAUGCUCGUGAAUCGGCAUCGGGUCUUUGUUAAAAAAAAAAAAAAAAAAAAAAAAGAAACGCCACGAGAUGUUCGC